Messenger RNA from Botrytis byssoidea, 813 nucleotides. RefSeq lists its product as uncharacterized. NCBI's taxonomy places the organism in Eukaryota, Fungi, Ascomycota, Leotiomycetes, Helotiales, Sclerotiniaceae. The record is from RefSeq and is a predicted model, not a curated record. The transcript has 3 exons. The coding region runs from base 1 to 813 and encodes 270 amino acids.
AUGUCUUUAGCGAACUUAUUGCCACCAAUGACCAAAUCCUGGGCCGACGAAGCCAACGACGAAUUGGAAGAGCAUUGCAUCAAUGCUCCACCUACUAGUAACUUUGUUGAUACAUCUAAAUUCGAUAGUGACGCAGUCAUGGGAGAACCAUCUGAUUUCAGAGACUAUGAGACUCUUGAUUUCUCUGACGACGAAUAUACCAUCGACUCUUACGACUAUGCAUUGAAAUUCGAGACAUUGUCGAAUGAAGACAGCGCUGCUGUAAUCACCGUUCCUGAAGAGACCAUUUCUCCCAAGAACACAAAGCUAGGCACAAACAUGACAUCCAGAAUUCCUAAAGCAGUACCCUAUUCUGCCCAGUCCUCAUAUGAUGCAUUUCUCAACUCCAUUCCUGAAAUCGAAGAAUCCAAGGAUCAAGAUGAUCAUCAAACUACAGCAGUCACCGAGCUUACUCUUGAUAACUGGCAGGGCGAUACCCCGGUUGUAGUGGACGAUUGUGAUUUGGGAAUCGAGUCGGCUCAAAGCAUCCCUGCAUUUGGUGGCUUCGACGCUUGGGAUAGUGAUUCAACCUACAGUUAUCAUUCUGAGCUCGAGGAGGUUGAAGAAGAUGUUCGAAUUGAUCACCCGCUAAUGGGAAAAGACGUGGUUUGCAUCCAAGUGUCCUUCACGGCAGUAAAGGAUAGUGACUAUGAAGCUCAUCCUACAAGAGUGUUCUAUCGUAGUUCUGAACCAACAACUUGGGGCUGGACUCCAUCAAAUUUAAGACACUGCCAGACAGUUAUUCGUGAGGAAGCAUCUAGAUGCUAUAUCUAG